Molecule: messenger RNA, 926 nt
Organism: Chara braunii
Lineage: Eukaryota; Viridiplantae; Streptophyta; Charophyceae; Charales; Characeae
Source: the annotation of a GenBank genome assembly
UCUGUAUGUGUGUCACACAGAGAGAGAGAGAGAGAGAGAGAGAGAGAGAGAGAGAGAGAGAGAGAGAGAGAGAGAGAUGGCAUCCUCGUCUGCGGCGGAGGCGGUUCCGCAGACAGAAAGCGGUGUGUUGAAGGGGCAUGAGGGAGCUGUGCUGGCCGUACGAUUCAACAAGGACGGAGCCUACUGCUUGACCUGCGGAAGAGAUCGCACUCUUCGGCUAUGGAACCCUCAUCGCGGGCUGGCCAUCAAAACAUACACAGGACAUGGACGCGAUGUGAGAGACGUGGCUGUUUCCAGUGAUAACAGCAAGCUGGCAUCUUGUGGGGGGGAUCGACAUAUUUUCUACUGGGAUGUACAGACAGGAAGAAUCAUAAGAAGAUUUCCAGGGCACGACAGUGAGAUCAACGAUGUGGAGUUCAAUUCCGAGUGCAACGUUCUCGUCAGCGGAGGGUACGAUUGCUUUGUCAAAGUCUGGGAUUGCCGAUCUUUCAACAUGACGCCCAUUCAGGUGAUAGAAGGCUUUCGUGACAGUGUGACAUCGAUCGUCGUCACGCAAAGCGAGAUCGUGUGUGGCAGCGUGGAUGGGACGAUUCACACCUUUGACAUCCGAAUGGGGAAGGUUGUGACAGAUCAUCUCGAUCAGGCCGUGACCAGUGUGAGCCUAUCGAAUGACGGGUAUUGCGUUCUUGCAGGAUGCCUGGACAGCAAGCUCAGGCUUCUUGAUAGGAGGACAGGGGAGCUUUUGAAUGAGUACUCGGGUCAUCAGAAUAAGAUCAUGCUGAAUCUUGACGGAUCUGACCCCCUUAAUGUCCGAUGGGGUCAUCAGUUCAAAUUUUGAUGGGAUCUGAUCCCCCUUUAAAAAAAAAAGGGUGCUGAAUCUGACCCCCUUAAAAAGAAAGGUGCUGAAUCUGACCCCCUUAAAAAGA